GAGUGCUCCGUCUAGUACUGGUGACGGGGAUGUAACCGCUUAAAACGCAUGAUAUCCACGGCCGCGGGAUUCAGUACGAGUGUAGUCGCGAAACGGUGUGCGUUCACAACCGUGUGCAGAAUUUCAGUGCAGCGCCUCAGGACGGGAACCUUGGCGCUCGGGGUAGAUGUAUCGUGUGCCGGUGGGGUAACCGUAUUUUAAAGGACCAGUGAUCCAGUACAUAGCGAUUUGAUUGGUGGUAAUAGUGCGCAAAAGGGAAAUUAAGUUCGCAGUGGUAUAGCGGACGUUAAUCAAGAUGCAGUAUGUACCGCUCGCGGCCGGUAUUCUGGGUAUGGUGAGCUUCACCCGGCCCCAGGAUAGCCUACUGUCGAUGCUCAGCUUUCUGCAGGACGGUGGUGAGCGUAUGACCCACGAACUGCCGAGCCAACCGGUGGUUCAGACGGAGUAUGAUUUCAUCAUUGUCGGAGCUGGAUCGGCCGGAAGUGUGCUGGCGAAUCGGCUGAGUGAAGUGCCCGAUUGGUCGGUACUUCUGAUCGAGGCAGGACCCGGCGAGAACCUUCUCAUGGACAUCCCGAUGGCGGCGCACUAUCUGCAAAACUUUAACAUCAACUGGGACUAUCGGACGAAACCGAGCGAUCAAUAUUGUUUGGCGUUUAAGAACAACCAGUGCCGGUUUCCGCGCGGUAAGGUGAUGGGUGGUUCGAGCGUACUCAACUACAUGAUCUAUACGCGCGGUAAUCGACGCGACUUCGAUCAUUGGGCCGACCAAGGCAAUCCGGGCUGGUCGUACGAAGAUGUGCUGCCGUACUUCAAGAAGCUCGAGCACAGCGUCGUACCAGACGCAAAUCCUGCCUAUGCGGGCAAGGAUGGACCACUAACGAUUUCCUAUCCGCGAUUCCGUUCGGAUACGGCGAAAGCGUUUGUGCAAGGUGCAAUAGAGGAUGGUGCACCGUACGUCGACUACAACGGCCCCACGCAGAUCGGUGUUUCGUACAUCCAAAGUACGACGAAAGAUGGAAAACGGGAUAGUACGAACGUGGCGUAUUUGUACGAUAUGGCGAACCGGUCCAACCUACACGUGAAGAAAACUAGCCAAGUGACUAGAAUUUUGUUCGACCGCAGCACUAACCGGGCGUCGGGUGUACGCUUCUAUCACGCUGGACGCUUCUACACGGUACGUGCCCGUCGGGAAGUGAUCGUGUCCGCCGGUGCGAUUGGAUCGCCCCAUCUGCUAAUGCUUUCCGGGAUCGGACCUGCCGAACAUCUGCGUGCGAACGGCAUCAAGCCGAUUGCGGAUCUGCCGGUGGGGUACAAUUUUCAAGAUCAUACCGCUGCCGGUGGGCUAACGUUUAUGGUGAAUGACACAGCGACGCUCAAGUACAAGGACGUCUUCCGGCUGGAUAACUUCAUGAAGUACCAGUACGAAAAGCGUGGCCCAUUUACAUCUGUUGGUGGCUGUGAAGCUAUCGCUUUUUACAAUUCCGAAAACCCGAACGAUCCGGACGGAUGGCCAGACUAUGAGCUGCUACACAUCGGCGGUACGAUUGCGGCUGAUCCAACAUACGAGAUUAACUUCAACUACAAGCCGAAAACUUUUCAAACACUGUUUGGAGAUAUUCAGCGUAAAAGCUACGAUGGUUUUACGGUGUUUCCGCUGAUCAUGAGACCACGGAGCAAGGGCCGGAUCUACCUGAACGGUUCCAACCCAUUUAGGUAUCCCAUCAUCGAACCAAACUACUUUGACGAUCCGUACGAUUUGGACAUUUCGGUGCGCGCCAUUCGGAAGGCCAUUAAGCUGAGCCGUACGGCAGCGUUACAGCGUUACAAUGCCCGGUUGCUCGAGAUACCGAUGCCGGGUUGUGAACGCUAUCGGUUCGAUUCGGACGACUACUGGAAAUGCUUUUCGCGGCAUGCCACCUUCACCAUCUAUCAUCACGUGGGUACGUGCAAAAUGGGUCCGAGAAAGGAUCCUACCGCCGUGGUGGAUGCGAGGUUACGCGUGCACGGUGUCAAAGGGUUGCGAGUGAUCGACGCCAGCAUAAUGCCGGAUGUACCGGCGGGCCAUACAAAUGCACCGACCAUCAUGAUCGGUGAAAAGGGUGCCGACAUGAUCAAGGAAGAUUGGAACGAGCUAACGUAGAAGCGUCUGUGUUUUUCCGAACAGUGAUUCCGGCCAGUAGUCAGCUAGUGACAGAAAACAUUACAAGCACGGAUGUGGCAUGCAAUUUUUUCAUUCCUAUACACGAUCUCCCCCAAAAGGGGAAAGCAAUGAUUAUUUAUACUAUUUAUAAUGAUAGCACAAUAGCGCUGGUGAUAAAUGUAGAACUAAGUGUGUACUUAGGCUGCGCUCAUUUUCCAGUAAUAAAAUACUACGACUAGAUAAUUAAAUUACGAAA
Molecule: messenger RNA, 2396 nt
Organism: Anopheles funestus (African malaria mosquito)
Lineage: Eukaryota; Metazoa; Arthropoda; Insecta; Diptera; Culicidae
Product: glucose dehydrogenase [FAD, quinone]-like
Exons: 1
Coding region: 296-2140 (614 amino acids)
Molecular function (GO): oxidoreductase activity, acting on CH-OH group of donors; flavin adenine dinucleotide binding
Source: RefSeq, a predicted model, not a curated record